GGAGGCGAGAGGGAGGCAGAGUUGGGCGACGGCAAGGAAAGGGAGGACUGCCGGCGGGGAGCCACCGAGGGAAACAGGGAUGUACAGUAAACACAGGCAGAAAAAUGCCCAAAUAUCACCGGCAAAAAAUGGACGUUUGCUGUUUUUGCUUUGUUUUUUUCUGCUGAACGGCCAACUGGAAAUAACCAAUGGAGAGCCAGGAGAACAAGGGCUGCCUGCGGGAAGGACGGUGACAGCACAGUGGCUUUCUCAAGGUCGAAGCAGGAGGGCGGUACAGAACACGACACAGGACAAGUAUCCUGCCAGAGGGGAAAUCGUGCUCUCAUCCAGUGACCUCCAGCUGGUGCUACAAGUACAACUUAAUCAUGAGCUUUUGGGCCCAGAGUUUACAGAGACGUACUACAACAAAGAUGGACAGCCUGUGACUGUGACCAAUCACAAUUACACCAAUCACUGCUUCUACCACGGCCAUGUCAGAGGACAUCCAGAGUCCUGGGUGGCUCUCAGCACCUGUUCAGGAGUCAGGGGCCUGAUUUCAUUCAACUCUAGUGACACCUACUACCUGGAGCCAAUUAACGGUGUGAAUUCUUCCCACCAUUCACUGUUGAGUGCCAAGGAACUGCCAAUUAAAGGUGGAAGCUGUGGCCAUGGCCAUCACACCGCACAAACCAGCCUCAUCUCAGACCUGGUGGCACCGCUUCACUCAAGGGUUAAGAGAAAUACCUGGGGUACGACUAAGUACAUGGAGCUUUACAUCGUGGCAGACAGCACACUGUUCAAACGACAGGACAGGAACUAUGAAAAGACCAAGGCAAGGAUAAUGGAAAUUGCCAAUUAUGUGGAUAAGUUCUACAGGGCUCUAAACAUCCGCGUGCCUCUCAUUGGCCUGGAGGUUUGGACCGACAGAGAUCAGUGUAUCAUCUCAGAAGAACCAAACGCCACCCUCUGGUCUUUCCUCCAGUGGAGGCAGAAGCUGAAAUCUCGUAAAAAACACGACAACGCCCAGCUGCUGACUGGCGUGAUUUUCAAGGGGACAACAAUCGGGAUGGCGCCACUGGAGGGAAUGUGCAGCCUGGAAAACUCUGGAGGCAUCACUGUGGACCACUCAGACGUGCCGAUCGGAGCGGCAGCUACCAUGGCCCACGAGAUCGGCCACAACGUGGGCAUGAGCCACGACCAUGACGGCUGCUGCAUGGAGGCCAGCGCGGAACAGGGGGGCUGCGUCAUGGCUGCCGCCACUGGACAUCCGUUCCCUCGAGUCUUCAGCCGCUGCAGCAAACGGGACCUGGACAGCUACUUCCAGAAGGGGGGGGGCAUGUGCCUCUAUAACAUGCCCAACAUGAAGGAUCUGGUGGGAGGCAAGAAGUGUGGCAAUGGUUUUGUGGAGGAAGGAGAAGAGUGUGAUUGUGGGGAGCCUGAUGAAUGCACCAACGACUGCUGCAAUGCCAAUAAUUGUACACUCAGGGACGGGGCUCAGUGUGCCCACGGAGUGUGCUGCCAUGCAUGUAAGUUGAAGCAGGCAGGCACCAUGUGCAGAGGGCCAGCAGGGUCAUGUGACCUCCCAGAGUACUGUACUGGGGCCUCUCCAUACUGUCCUGCCAAUGUCUACCUGCUUGACGGCUCCUCCUGCCAGUAUGGAAAGGCCUACUGCUACAACGGCAUGUGCCUCACCCAUGAACAGCAGUGCCUGCAGCUCUGGGGUUAUGGAGCUCAACCAGCCCAUGAUGCCUGCUUUGAAGAUGUCAAUGCAGCAGGGAAUGCAUUUGGGAACUGUGGGAAAGAUGAACACGGCAACUACAAAAAGUGUGAGAAAAGUGAUGCCAAAUGUGGCAAGAUUCAGUGCCACAGCGCUGCCAAGAAGCCCAAAGGCACCAACGCCGUUUCCAUCGACACAACCAUCAAGACGGGUGGCAUUGAGGUUAAGUGCCGUGGCACCUAUGUUUACAGCACUCAGGAUGGCCAGGGUGACCUGCCUGACCCCGGCCUUGUCAUGACUGGUACCAAGUGUGGAGAGGGCAAGGUGUGCAGAGACCGUAAAUGCCAAAAUGCCUCUUUUACCGAGCUGGAGUCUUGCCUUGCAAACUGUCACGGCAAUGGGGUGUGUAACAGCAAUGGGAACUGCCACUGUGGCAGAGGCUGGGCUCCUCCCUUCUGCGAGAAGCCUGGCCUGGGCGGCAGCGUGGACAGUGGACCUGUGCAGAAUAAUAAUCAGGUCGGUUUGGUGGUGGGUCUACUGUUCGCCUUCCUGGUGGUUCUUCCUGCAGUGUUGCUGCUCUUCUACUGCUGCAGAGUCAAGACUUCAUUCUACCACAAGUGGAUUUCACAGAGAGAGCAGAACAAGAAGAACAAGAAAGAGGCUUCAGUGGAUAAAGAGAAAAAAGGCCAUCUGAAUCCUGCUUUUCACCUGAAAGUGGUCGGCCCAAUCAACAAAUCUGGUGGCCACAAGGGGCUUCCACACACCAGCAAAGAGGUCCUGCCACUCAGACCAGGACUAGUGACAAAUGGCACCCAGCCAGUCAACAUUGUGCGACCUCUUAGACCUACCCAGUCCCCCCAGGGGGCUCCUCGGGACCUCAAGGUGAUAAGACCACCCUUCCCAGCUGGCAAGCCCCCAACAGCCCCACCCAAGUCACCCUCCACCCCACAAAGACUCAGCCCUCCUAAGAAACCACUGCCCCUUAACCCAACACGUUCCCCACUGCGAGUCUCUGAGCAGCCGUCCAGACCGGCCCCUUGUCCCCCCCAGAGACCUCUGCCCCUCAGUCCAGCCAGAGUAGCCUCCACCACGGUGAGUCCCAGUCGCUCUUCUGGCUCCAGAGCCAUAGGCCUGCUGGUCAUGAUGCCUCCAGCUCCUGGACCACAACCUGUGGGGAAAGUGUCAGCCAUUCCCCCUCUCAGAGUUCUCAGACCGAUCCCAGGUGCCAGACCGAACACAGCCUCUCAUCCACGAAAAUGACCUUCUCCUUGCCCCGCCCCAAGUUACCCUCCCCGCUCCCCCGGUGAGGAGGGGGCAGAUGACAGCUUAUUUGCACUAAGGAGACUUUAGCUGGUGAACACAGAGCUUUCACAUGCAGCAGAGGACAAGCAGAGCUGGUACCAGAGACAUGGAGGAACAAACUGGACUCCAACACUUCAAAUUUCUAAUAAACCCCCCCCCCUUCUCAGUCCUCUUACCUUAUUUUCACCCCGUCUUCCCCCAUUCCUGGUGUGUUAACAUUACCAUGACGACGCUGCGUUGUGUGGAGGCGUUGCAGACUGAUACAUGUUGAUGGUUAUUUACCAAAUCAGUUUUUAGUAUUACUGUUCUUUUUAUCUAUUAAUGCUGUCCAUUCCUAAAACUGCAUUUUGUAAUGAGUGUUGCUUUGUUUACAGUUUGUUUCACGUUGUGUUAAAUGAUUUGUGUUUUGUGCCAAAGAACUUUUUAUGUACCUGCGGUGUGUCUGAAUUGCUGUAGAAUCUUGUUUUGUUAACAAGUCAGCCCCUCCCCUUCCUUCUACAUUUUUUUUAUCAUUGUUUGUAUUUUACUGUAUGAAGAAUGUUUCAAGUUAAAUGUAUUGGUACAGAUGUCUAUCAGGGGAAGGAUAGCCAUUCAGUCAGCAGCUUCUUAUCCACACUGUUUACAAGGUGGAGGGCUUGAUGGAGAGCUGGCAGGACACACCCAGGUCUUUAUGAGGUUUUUAUCUUGUUUGCUCUGUUUUUCAUUUCAGCUGGUGAAUAUAAGUAUUUUUACAAAAACAUCAA
This is a messenger RNA of Gambusia affinis (western mosquitofish), 3741 nucleotides long. It is a transcript of the gene adam19a, whose product is annotated as ADAM metallopeptidase domain 19a. Lineage: Eukaryota; Metazoa; Chordata; Actinopteri; Cyprinodontiformes; Poeciliidae. Gene Ontology annotation, biological process: proteolysis. The transcript has 23 exons. Bases 80 to 2956 code for a protein of 958 amino acids. Gene Ontology annotation, molecular function: metalloendopeptidase activity. The record is from RefSeq and is a predicted model, not a curated record.